Penicillium cosmopolitanum is the source of this 1353-nucleotide messenger RNA. RefSeq names its product cytochrome P450. Lineage: Eukaryota; Fungi; Ascomycota; Eurotiomycetes; Eurotiales; Aspergillaceae. The record is from RefSeq and is a predicted model, not a curated record. The transcript is spliced from 9 exons. Gene Ontology annotation, molecular function: monooxygenase activity; iron ion binding; heme binding. Bases 1 to 1353 code for a protein of 450 amino acids.
AUGGGUGGUCGUUUCCAUCGAGCAAUCGACGAUCAGCAUCGCCGAUAUGGUCCUGUUUUUCGGGUCUCGCCAAAUGAGUUGUCAUUUGCUAGUGUCGGAUCAUGGAAAGGAAUUUAUGGUCACCGUCAUAGUGGACAACCCCCUCUGAUCAAGAGCAAAUUCUAUGAGAUUUAUGGUGCCGGAUUUGACUCUCUAUGCAUCGGAAGCGAGCGAAACCCGGAUAAGCACACGCGCAUGAAAAAGUCUCUAUCACCUGCUUUCUCUUUGCGCUCUUUAGAGGAACAAACGAUUAUUGUUAGUCAAUGCGUUGAUCGUUUUAUAGCCCGAAUCGGAGAGCCUGGUCUGAAUAUUAUGGGCUUAAAUAUGACUAAAUGGUACGAGAUGGUGGCAUUCGAUAUUCUUGGAGAGCUUGCUUUUGGUGAAUCAUUCCAUUCCAUUGAAGACGGAAAGCCACACUUUUGGUCAUCACUGGUUGAGAACCAUUUAUACUUUAUCACUGUCGCAGACAACUUCCGCCAUUUUCCUGUGGUUGCUUUAGUGGCCAAGCUUCUUUCCCCUAUUCUGGACGGCAUCAGAAAAAAGCAUACCGGAUACACAAGAGAUAAAGUGGCCCGACGCAUUGAUUCGUCCUCUAACCGCAAGGAUUUCAUGACUAAUCUUAUUGGUAAGGUCGAGUCAAAUGAGAUGGAUCGGGAAGAGCUCACUGCCCACGCUUCUACCUUUGUAAUCGCUGGCGGUGAAACAGUAGCGACCUUUCUUGCCGCAGCAACCUUUUAUCUCCUGAGAGACCCCGUCUCUUACGAAAAAUUGAAAGAUGAAAUCCGGAGAAAGUUCAAGACCUACAAGGAGAUUGAUCAUGUUUCUGCGCAAGCUCUACCCUACUUGCAAGCCGUCAUCAGCGAGGGACUACGUAUCUAUCCGCCCGGCUCCCAAGGAUUUCCUCGAGUUUCUCCCGGGGUUUCUAUCGAUGGGGUGUGGGUUCCUGCGGGCACGGAAGUUUAUACAAGUGCAUGGACAGUGACACACGAUGAGGCUAACUUCCAUGACCCCCACACUUUUAAACCAGAGCGGUGGAUUGACCCAGAAUGUACUGAUAUUAAGGAGGCCAGCCAGCCAUUUUCUCUGGGCACUCGAGCCUGUCUUGGACGAAACGUCGCUUAUAUGGAGGUCAAUCUCAUUCUUGCUCGAAUAAUAUGGACGUAUGAUAUGACAUUGAUCAACAAGUCAAUGGACUGGGAAGCAGAGAGCUCUUUGCAUGUUAUGUGGUCGAAGCCUGAGCUUAUGAGCGGGACGAAUGUCAAGGCUCUAGCGUCAUGUUAUAAGGUCCCCAAGGUUAUUGACCCAUUCUAUUGA